GUUGAUAGGAUUAGAGUCAGUCAGUUGUGUUUUAACCGCCUACAUCGAAUCGAUCAAAGUUCGUUAAAUAAUUUUUAGUGAAUAAUGGAAAAAUCGUGCGUGUCGAAUGUGAUCUCCAAUUUAUUCGUUCACAAAAUCAAUAUUUUCGGCGAAGGAAGCACGUAUUACGGAUUUGAAUCAAAAAUCUGCAGUAAGAAUGAAAAUCUAAAACUUCAGGAUGGUUUCAACUCGACCCUACUCUAUGGAAAAAUCCUGUAUAAAAAUAAAGACGGACUUAUUUCAAAAUCGAAUCCGGUAAUGAUUAAACUUACACCAAAAGUAGCCCUCAGCAAAUGGACUUUGUCUUAUUUCAUGAACGAGAUGAUUUUCUAUACAAAAAUUCUACCGGUUUUGACUACUCGUGAAAUUUCUUUGUAUCCUUUAUUUGCAAAAUAUCACCACGGUGAAAUAAUAUUCGACGUCGAUCAAGAUCACUCGGCCUUAAUUCUGGAAGAUCUAACUGCCCGAGGAUACAGAAUGGCUGAAAAGAAAUCGUUCCUAGAUUAUCAGCAUUUAGCUUUGAUGAUGCGUAAGCUGGGUCAAUUUCACGCUCAUUCUUAUAAAGCUAGAAACACGAUGCCGGAUUUAUUUCACCCUUUGGUUAGUAAUUAUUGCCAUGAAACGAACUUCGUCGUGAAUGGAGAAUUGCCUGGUUUUUUGGCCAAAGUUUGUCAACGAGGAUUGCAACAUUUGAAACGAGAUCCUGAUCCAGUUUAUUCUGAUUUUAUUACCAAGAUCGAUGAAAUGAUUCAAGACAGCGAGAAUAUUUCCAAGAGGAUUUUAACCGGAGGAGGUAAUAAUCCUGUAUCGGUAAUUGUCCACGGAGAUUACUUGAGAAAUAACGUUAUGUUCAAGUAUGAAAAUAAUGUUGUCGAUGAUUUAGUUAUGGUAGAUAUGGCUACGUGUCGUUAUGGAUCUCCUGUAAUUGAUUUACUUAACGUGAUGUACUUGCAUGCUAAUCAAAAAAUGAGAAAUGAACAUUGGAACGAUCUAAUUAACGAAUAUUAUACAGCUUUGAGGGAAACGUUUCCAGAAAAUCGUAUCCCUAGCAAGGAUGAAAUAUUCAGGGAAUUUGUUGAUAAAUCAUUCAAUGGGUAUUUGAUUGCAUCGUGCUUUUUGCCUCAUCUUAUUGCUGACGAUAACGAUAAUACGUGUUGUAAGAAUUUCGACGAAUGUCUUCAAACUCAAAAUGAAAGUUUUACUGAUGUUGUAGAUGAUGGAGCGUCUACUGUGGCAGAUAGGAUAGCCAAAUUAGCGCUCGUCGCAGGUGGUAAUGAGGCAGAUGAAGCUUUGAGGGAUGUUCUUCGAGAUUUAAUUGAUAGGGGCUUCAUUUGUAAAUGAAUGUAACCUUUUUUUGUUUAUUAUUAUGCCCAGUGUAAUAAACUGUUGAAUAUUUCUUGCUAUAAAAUUUUGAAAUUGUU
Messenger RNA from Planococcus citri (citrus mealybug), 1460 nucleotides. RefSeq lists its product as uncharacterized. NCBI's taxonomy places the organism in Eukaryota, Metazoa, Arthropoda, Insecta, Hemiptera, Pseudococcidae. The transcript has a single exon. The record is from RefSeq and is a predicted model, not a curated record. Bases 85 to 1380 code for a protein of 431 amino acids.